AUGGACGAAGACGAUGAGUUCGGAGAUCUCUAUUCCGACGUCCUCCAGCCCUUCCAACCUCCUCCUGCCGCUCUUCCGCCUCCGCCUCCUCACCGUUCAAUCGACCUCAACCUCCGAUCCCAGGAUCAGGAUGUGGCAGAAGCUAAUUCAGCUCCCGCCGCUAGGGUUUCCGACAACGACGCCUCCAAAUUAUCCAUUAGUAUCUCUCAGGGCGCGAAUCGCCAAGCAAUUGGCGAAGGUGGCGGCGACGACAAGGACAUGAGCUUCGAUAUCGAAGAACCCGAUGCCGAUUCUACGCCUGCGAUUCCUGGCCUUUUCGUCUCCGCUUCUGAAGCUGCAGCGCGUCCUGGCUUGGCGACAGAUCGAGGCGUUACGCAAGGUACGGUGAAAAUUGAGCAGGUUAACGAUGGAGGCGGCGGAGGCUACGGAGGAGAAGGAGAUGAUUGGGAUAGCGACAGUGAAGACGAUCUGCAGAUAGUGUUGAAUGACAGUAGCCGCAACGUCAUGAUCGGAGCUGACAGAAGAUCAAGGAUGGGAGACAACGAGGAGGACGACGACGACGAUGAUGAAGAGCCGCUUGUUAUAGUGGCCGACACGGAUCCGAAUCAGCCUAUGGAGGAGCAGAUGUGGGGAGAAGAUGGACUGCAAGGUGUCGACGGAGACGGCAAAGACGGAGGAGAAGCCGGGAAGGGGAGUGGACCAGGUGGCCCGGCCAAAGCUGGGUAUAGCAGUCAUGGGUAUCAUCCGUUUCAUUCUCAGUUUAAGUAUGUAAGACCGGGGGCAGCCCCCAUGCCUGGAGGUGCUGCAUCAACUCCCGCAGGCCAAGUUCGUCCACCCGCAAACCUUGGUCCUAUGGCUGGUCGUGGCAGAGGAGAUUGGCGUCCAAUGGGAAUGAGGAAUGCUGCUCCUGCACAGAAAGGCUUCCACCAGACUUGGGGUAGUAAUGGAGCAGGGCGAGGACUGGACUUUACUCUUCCCUCUCACAAGUCUAUAUUUGAGGUCGACAUAGAGACUUUUGAGGAUAAGCCCUGGAGACAUCAAGGAGCUGAUAUCACAGACUACUUCAACUUUGGACUGAAUGAGGAGAGCUGGAAAGACUAUUGCAAACAGCUGGAUCAACACCGAGUAGAGACUACGAUGCAAAGCAGAAUACGUGUUUAUGAAAGUGGUCGAACAGAUCAGGGUUAUGAUCCAGAUCUUCCCCCAGAGUUGGCUGCAGCAACAGGGGCUCAGGGUGUUCCUGUUGAUUCUUCAAAUUUAAUCAAGCUAGAAACUGCUCAAGGUGAUUCAGCUAAAGUGCCAGCUCAGGGUCGACCUUCAUUACCCCCUGGAAGACCAAUACCUGUGGAGACUGGUUCUGGUGAGCGUAUGCCAUCCGCUGAUUCACGUGCUCCUCGGAUGCGUGAUCUAGAUGCUAUAAUUGAGAUCGUAUGUCAGGAUUCGCACGAGGAUGAGCCCUCGGGUGAAAAUGGCACAGAACAAGCUGAAAGUAGCCUUCCUGGAGAAAACGUUCCAGUUGAGACCGACAGCAGGAGACCAGACACGGAAUCUGCUGAACAGAGUCCUGCCCAGGGUGAGCCAAGUAGAAGGAAUCUCAAAAAGCAAGAUGAUGAGAUCUCUAGAAGCACGGACAGUGGCCAGAGUUUUCGUUCGUCGUCUCCUGUUGGAGACAGAGGCACAAGGUCAUCAAGUGUUGAUCGUGAAGAUGUGGGAGGUGAAGCUGGCAAAGAUGCUGAGAUGGAGGAGGAGCAUAAAAAGAGUUCUGCAGUCCCUCAGUUAACAGUUCAAGAAGAUGAUGGAGGAGAGUUAAAGACAGAUAGAAGUAGUGAAAGCAGCAAAGCAAGAUCUGGAAGUCAUAGAGAUUAUCAGCAAUUAAAGGAUGGUGCAGAAGAGGAAGUAAUUCAAGAUAAGCAUUCUGCUCGACCGGUUAGCAAUAGAAAACAGCACGAUAACAGUGCACCCCAUCAAAGCAGAAAGAAUCAAGACAGAGGGAAGGAAAUGGAAAGAACUCGAGCCACGAGCAAAGGUGCUAGAUUGUACUCUAAUCCUCAUAUGGAGGUCGAUUCUUGCUAUAUUUACUCAGCUGCAAGCGGUGAGGGUUUUGAUAAAAGGAAACAGCGAGAUGUUGAUGGUGGGGUCUGGCGCAGGAAAGAGGAUGACCCAUUCAGUAGAAGAGGUGAGGAUGAAGGGUCUCGAAAAAGGGAUCGUGAAGAUGAUCUGGGAUCUAGGCAGAGGGGUAAAAUGCGAGAGAGUGAAAUACGCAGCAAAGAUGAUCAUGUUCCUGCGAGAAAGCAUUGGGAUGAUGGUGGUUUGAGAAAUAUUCACGAACUGGAAGAUCAUCUCAGCAAGAAGAGGAAGGAUGAAGAGUACUUGAGAAGAAACCGCUCUGAAAAGAAUGAAAUCCAAUAUGGCCAAAGAGAAUCAGUCAGCCGCCUGAAACGAGAACGGGGUGAUAGGUUGGACCAUCAAAAGAGAGAUGUCCAACAUAAAACCAGAGAUGAUUUUAACGACCACGGGUCUCUCAGGCACAGAGAUGAUUUCUACAUGCAGAGAGAUGGGAAUGAGAGGUUUAGAGAGCGUGAGGAUUUGGAUAAACUGAAACCAACUCACGAGGAUGGUUUACCACCUCGAGGAAGAGAGAGGCAGGUGGCUGCAAGGGGCCAUAGAGGUUCAGAAGACCGAUCAUCGAGGAUGAUGGAAGAGAAUAAAGGUUCUGAGAAAGAGCAUCUCACCAAAGAUGCAACAAGGCAUACUAAACAGACGAAGAGAAAGGAACACCCUGGUGAAGAAAGUUCUUCCCAUCACAGAGGACAUGAAGACUUCUCUGCACGCACAGAUGAUAAUGUUAACAACGAGAAAAAAUCAAGGCAGGAGAGGGCAGGUGCUAAAAGUGACAAGGUUACCGAUUCUUUGGAUGGCCAUCGAUUGCAAGACAGAAAACAUAAAGAUUCUAGACGAAAGACUAAAGAACAACGAGAGGGCACAGACUCACUGAGGAACAAGCAAGGAGAACAAAAUGGCAGUUCCGAAGUGACAGGAUCAAAAGGAACCAACGAAGUAAGAAAUUCCAGGAGUGAGAUCCCACAACAGCCUAACGCCACCAAAAGACCCAGAGAGAAUGCUUCCUCCGGCGAUGAGCUACAAGAUACGAAGAGAGGACGUACGAAAUUGGAGCGAUGGGCAAGCCACAAAGAGAGAGAUGAUGCUGUCACUGCCAAGCCAUCGUCCACUUCUUCAAAACUUCAAGAGAAGGAGAAAGGCACUAACGGCCGAGUGAGCGAACCUGUUCAUGCUUCUAUUGGCAACAACCGGGAUGUAACUGAAGAGAAAAGUGGCCAUGACCUUGCAGAGACCAAAGAUGGAAGCGAGAAAGGACCAGGAGACCGGCACUUGGACACGGUUGAGAAACUCAAGAAACGCAGUGAAAGGUUUAAGCUUCCAAUGCCCACGGAGAAAGACACCACGGGAGUAAAGAAAAUGGAGUCUCAGACGCUGCCUUCUGCAAAAAUUGAAGGCCCUGUGGAUUCAGAGGUGAAAGCAGAGCGGCCAGCAAGAAAAAGACGGUGGACAAGUAACUGA
Messenger RNA from Microthlaspi erraticum, 3579 nucleotides. The record is from the annotation of a GenBank genome assembly. NCBI's taxonomy places the organism in Eukaryota, Viridiplantae, Streptophyta, Magnoliopsida, Brassicales, Brassicaceae.